AAGAUGUCUAAUUAGCUUUAGCAAAUGAAAGACGAAGAAGACAAGUUCCGCUGUAUUGUUAUGGUAAACAAGAUGUCAACAAAAAUGCAGACUGCCGUGAAACAAAACUACCAUGCAGAGACUGAAAGCGACAUCAACAAGCUCGUCAAUCUGAAGCUCAGCGCUUCCUACACCUACCUUGCCCUGGGGAUGUAUUUUGACAGGGAUGAUGUCGCAUUGCCACACUUCUCCAGUUUUUUCCUGGAGCGCUCCAUGAAGGAGCGGGAACAGGCUGAGAAGCUGCUGGAAUAUCAGAACACCAGAGGAGGCCGGAUUCUGCUUCAGACAAUCACUAAACCGAGCAGGGAGGACUGGAGAGGCGGUCUGGAUGCGUUGACCUUCUCCCUGGAAUACCAGAAGUCUCUGAACACUUUCAUCGUGGAUGUUCACCGCAGAGCCGACGGCAACAAAGACCCACAUCUGUGCGACUUCCUGGAGCGGGAGUUCCUCGUGGACAGCCAUGACACCAUCAAGAAGCUGGGCGACUACAACGGCAGUCUGACCCGCCUCACCACCUCCGACCCGAACGGCUCCAUGGCAGAUUACCUGUUCGACAGACACACUCUAAAAGAAAAUUAAAAAAAGCAUUAGACAUCUCCAGCUGUCAAUUUCCAAAGAGGUCAAAGCUGCAUUUGUUUCCGUUAAAAAAACAAACUAUUUGCACAUUUAACCCUAAACUCCAUUAUUUCCGUACAAUAGGUCAAAGGUUAACUGGAAUUACCUCAACUUUUCUAAAUGAUAAAUGGAUUGAACUUAAAUAGCUCUUUUCCAGUCAUUUUGACCACUCGAAGCGCUUUACAAUAGAGUCACAUUCACCCAGUCACACUCACAAACACACACACAUUCAUACACCGACACGCAGAUCGGUACGCAAUUUGGGGUCAAGUGCCUUGCCCAGAGGCACAUCGACUUGUGGCAGGAGGAAACUGGAAUCAAACCUACAACCUUCCGAUUGCAGGACUCUACCAUACAGCCACAGUCACACUAAUCUCUAAAAGAACCAGGAGCCUCAACGUUCUGAAGUUGUAGCAAAAGCCAUAAUUUUUGUAAUAAGUUGUUACUGUGAAAUGAAUCAUAUUUGGUCUGUCAUGUCAUCCAUUCCAUGGUUCUCUUUUUCACUUUUUUACCAAAUGCAAACCAUUUCUGAAUCAAGUUGCUGAAAUAUUUCAAGAUCUGGAAAAUUAUCUGAAAUAUUUUAAUAAAUCUAAAUUUGCCAAACCUUUGAAA
Molecule: messenger RNA, 1266 nt
Organism: Gambusia affinis (western mosquitofish)
Lineage: Eukaryota; Metazoa; Chordata; Actinopteri; Cyprinodontiformes; Poeciliidae
Product: ferritin, lower subunit-like
Exons: 5
Coding region: 25-618 (197 amino acids)
Biological process (GO): iron ion transport; intracellular iron ion homeostasis
Cellular component (GO): cytoplasm
Molecular function (GO): ferrous iron binding; ferric iron binding
Source: RefSeq, a predicted model, not a curated record